This is a messenger RNA of Perca flavescens (yellow perch), 5475 nucleotides long. It is a transcript of the gene rimbp2b, whose product is annotated as RIMS binding protein 2b. Gene Ontology annotation, molecular function: protein binding. Lineage: Eukaryota; Metazoa; Chordata; Actinopteri; Perciformes; Percidae. The transcript is spliced from 30 exons. The record is from RefSeq and is a predicted model, not a curated record. Bases 231 to 4802 code for a protein of 1523 amino acids. Gene Ontology annotation, biological process: neuromuscular synaptic transmission.
CAUUCAUGCAGCCGGAUAAAGGGAGACAGAGAAGUAGAGGACAAAUUAUACUUGAGAAAAAACAGAUGGUUUUCUUCAGUGGUUUUGGAGAACGCUGGCCUGGAUGACCCAGUGGAAACUGUAGUGUAACUAAUGACCGGCCCACUGGACGUUUUAAUUGCUGCCUCAUAUCUGCUGGAGCCUGGCUCAUCCUGCAUCUGAGAUAUUUAUAAUCUGAACAUGCUGGAGUUAUGACAUCAUCCGGCACUGCUGACUAUGACAAGCGUUUGGGGAAGCAUGCAAACCGUUCUGUCAUGGGGACAAUGGGUUGUCAGAAGACUUGCAAGAUGGAGAAACUCCUGAAACAGUCGCAGUGGGAAGUAGCGUGGAGCCAGAGACAACGGUUAGCCACAGCAAAGAAGAACAGCCGGAUUAGAGGCACAGAUAAGCUGAGAAAUGAAGUUUUGCCCCUCCAGCUCCCAGGUGCGCAGCGUUUGGACAGCUUUCGUCUUCUAAAGGACAACAGUGGAGCUCUAAGACUCAACCCUGAGACCCCGAGCCACCAAAGGCAAAAGCAGAAGUUACUGGAGACUGAGAUCAGCACCAGAAGAAAGGAGUGUGAAGCACUUGAAGCGGAGGUGAAGAAAAAGAAUCAAACAUGUCAGACUUUGGAGAAUGAGCUUCAAGAUUUCCUCCAGGAGAACAAACAUUUGAACCUCCAGUUCUUCAACAAUAGCCACAAGACAUCUGAGUAUGAGAAGGUGAAGUCUGAGUAUGCCCAGCUCAAAGAGACCCUUGGUGCUGUGACGCAGGAGAGAGAUUUAGCCCUGUGGGAGAGGAACCAGCUCCAAGGCAAACUGGAGAACCUAGAGCAGGUGCUCAAGCAUAUGCGCGAGGCUGCAGAGCGGCGGCAGCAGCUAGAGUUGGAGCAUGAGCAGGCCUUGGCUGUACUCAAUGCCAAGCAGCAGGAGAUUGAAGUUCUUCAGAAGGCUCAGGUUGAGGCAAAAAAGGAACAUGAAGGCGCUGUCCAUCUGUUAGAGAACCACUUGGACAGCAUGCAGGCCAAAGUCCGCGAGCUGGAGGAAAAAUGUCGGUCUCAGAGUGAGCAGUUCAACCUCCUGUCAAAAGAGCUGGAGAAGUUCCGGCUCCAGGCUGGGAAGUUUGAUAUCCUCAGCACUGAACCCCUAACUCUAUGUGAAUCUCCUGGGUCGCCCAACAAAUCCCUCUCACAGCUCCUUAAUGGACUGGCUGCCCCCAUAGGAAAAGGCAAUGAGGCUCCAACAAGCAGAUCUUUGAUAUCUGAGUUCAUUCGACCACUCCAGAUCAGUGGAGACAAGCCUGAGCUCCUCUCUGUCAAGCCAACAUUCCUCACUCGCGGCCGAGUCAGCAGCCCAGCACGGGCUUCCCACUCUGAGAUGGACAAAGAGCUCAGCUCAACUACCAGGUCCAAACUGAGGUUUACGGGGAAGGUUCGUCUGUGUAUUGCUCGGUACAGUUACAAUCCUUAUGACGGGCCUAAUGAGCAUCCUGAGGCAGAGCUCCCCCUGGUGGCAGGGAAGUACCUCUACGUUUACGGGACGAUGGAUGAGGAUGGCUUUUACGAAGGAGAGCUGCUAGAUGGACAGCGGGGACUCGUCCCAUCCAAUUUUGUGGAAUUUGUCCAAGAUGCGGAGACAACCUCUGCCCAACACAGGGACACAGUGGCUAAAGAACCUGGCUACCUCAACCACAGUAGCCUGGGGCCUCAGAGACUGAAAUUCGGCACAGGAACGGGAACGAGCAUAAGCAGCCUGCUGUCGGACAGUAAACUAGACUGUCUAAGCACCAGCAGCUUGGGCAUGGACCUCCUGGGCUCCUCCAGCAACGGGACAGGAACCUUGGAUGUCAGCACUGACGAGGUCGGUGAAGACAUUGUGCCUUAUCCUCGCCGCAUCAACCUGAUUAAACAACUGGCCAAGAGUGUGAUUAUUGGCUGGGAUCCUCCCGUGGUGCCACCGGGCUGGGGCUCCAUCAGUGGCUACAAUGUCUUGGUGGAUAAGGAGGUGUGCAUGAGUGUCCCCUACGGGGGCAGGACAAAGUCUCUUCUUGAAAAGCUCAAUCUGGCCACCAACACCUACCGCAUCUCAGUGCAGAGCAUCACCGACCGCGGCCCGUCGGACGAGCUCCGGUGCACUCUGCUCGUGGGAAAGGAUGUGGUGGUGGCACCUUACUACCUGCGGGUGGACAGCAUCACGCAGGUCUCUGCUGAGCUCUCUUGGAUGUCCAGCAACAGCAACUACAGUCACACCAUCUUCCUCAAUGGUGCAGAGUACGACAUGGUCAAGGCGGGGGGCUAUAAGUACAAGUUCUUCAACCUGAAGUCCAUGACAGUUUACAAGGUGAAGGUUGUGGCGCAGCCGCAUCAGGUGCCUUGGCAGCUUCCGAUGGGUCAAAGGGACAAGAGGGAAAUCUCUGUGGAGUUCUGCACUCAGCCUGCAGUGUGUGUGUUGUGCUCCUCAGGGCCCCCUCUCCCUCCCCAGGAGGUGCAGGUCCAGUGUGGUCAGACGCCGGGGGUCCUGCAGGUCAGAUGGAAGCCGCCGCCUCUGACGUCUUCAGGAACCUCCAACGGUGCCAGUGUGAUUGGUUAUGCCGUGUGCACAAAGGGACAAAAGAUAGCAGAGGUAUUAUACCCCACAGCAGACUAUACGACUGUGGAGUUAAACAGGAUCCAGUGUCUGGAGGCCAGGGAACUCAUUGUAAGGACGUUAUCAACACAAGGAGAGUCCCAGGACUCGCCCGUGGCCGUCAUCCCGCACAAUCUCUUGGGCUCGCCACGCCUCUCCCACCGAACCAUUGCACCGUCCCACACCAUGGCGCUCCCGCAGUCCCAUCCGGCACACUCACAAACCCAUCCUCCUUAUCCGUCGACGUACCCCCUGAAUCAUCCUCAGCCCCAGGUGCAGCCUCUGCCUCGAACCCAGCCCCACACGCUGCCCCACGCACAGCCGCACUCGCAGCCCGUCUGCCAACCCCCUUCUCAUCCCCAGCCUCAUUUCCAGUGCCACCCCAUGCCCAAGUCCAAACCGUUAGUAAGUGCCAGAGAGCCCGAAACCAAAGAGCAUGAGGUGGGAUUGCGGACAGCCCAGCCCUGGGAGCGAUCCCCCUCGCCGCUGCCUCCCAUGCGUGGACCCAACCUGGAGCCGCCGCACUUCCAGCCACGGCGAUCGCCCUCUCCUCAGAGGAUCCUGCCACAGCCUCAGGGAGUCCCCAUCCCCAACACCAUCGCCAAGGCCAUGGCCAGGGAAGCUGCCCAGAGAGUGUUUGCCGAGGGCAACCAGGUUGAGAAAAGGAACAUCUUUAGUGAGCGAGGUAACGCCUUGCAUCCUCUCAACUCUGACGAGGAGGAGGAUGGCUACGACUCUCCUCAUUCGAGGAGAAGAGGAGCCUCGGUGGAUGAAUUCCUCAGAGGCUCAGAGUUGGGCAGACAGCACCAUCAUCCCCACUACAGCCACAGUGAGGAGUACCACACGGAGAGUAGCCGGGGUUCGGACCUGUCCGACAUAAUGGAGGAAGAUGAGGAAGAUCUUUACUCUGAGAUGCAACUGGAGGAGGGCCGUAGGCGCAGUAUCAACUCUCACAACACUCUUAAGAUCAUUGGGAACUCAGCAUCACAUGGGAGCGCUGAUCGCCUGGAGCACUCAGGGAGGAGGCCGGUUCACAUCGGCAACCCCCCUCAGCAACGGCCCAUCCCAUCCAUUGAGAUCACCAUGGACAGUAACAGUGAGGGGAGUGAGGGGAACCUCUCACCCGUCAAGGAGGAUGUUUACUAUGGCAGUGUAGCUCGGCGAAGGAUAUGGCGAUCUAUGUCCUCAGAGGAUCAAUAUGACGGCUAUGGCGGGCGCAGGCACGGGCGGGGACGGCGCUCCCCGGAGUACUUUGAGGAGUCUGAGCCGGAGGAGAUGACCCGUGUGUUCGUGGCUCUGUUCGACUACGACCCCAUGUCCAUGUCGCCCAACCCCGACGCUGCUGAUGAGGAGCUGCCAUUCAAGGAGGGCCAGAUCAUCAAGGUCUUUGGGAAUAAAGACACAGACGGCUUCUACAGGGCGGAGGUCCGAGACCGCGUGGGUCUGAUCCCCUGUAACAUGGUCUCUGAGAUCCAAACGGAGGACGACGACAUGAUGGACCAGCUCCUCAAACAGGGCUUCCUGCCACUCAACACUCCUGUGGAGAAGUUAGUGAACUGUGACCGUUUCAAAGAUGGCCGCUCAAUAAACCGCAGGUCCAGAAAGUCCAAGAGAGAGAGGAACAGGCGGAGUGGCCGCCAACAUCCAAUGUCCACACGGAGGAUGGUGGCUCUGUACGACUAUGACCCCCGAGAGAGCUCCCCUAACGUUGAUGUAGAGUAUGAGGGCAACAGACUGAAUGAGGAGGCUGAACUGACUUUCUGUGCCGGUGACGUCAUCACAGUUUUUGGUGAAAUAGAUGAAGAUGGGUUUUACUACGGCGAGCUCAAUGGACACAAGGGACUCGUUCCUUCCAACUUUCUAGAAGAAGUGCCUGAUGAUGUCGAGGUUUUUCUCACUGACUCACCAUCUCGAUACCCCCAGGACACUCGGGUGUCGGCUGCACGGAUAAAGACCAAAAGGGUUCCAUUGGAAAAAUCGGGUCCGCCCAGAAGAGCAGGCUCACCCACAGUGCGUCCACACAUCCCCGGCUCUGGCCCUGCCACCGUGGGGCCCGGCCGUCUCAUCAGGGCCCCACCGGACAUGUACUCCUCCAAAAAGAAAAAGGGACUGCUCUCCAAAGGGAAGACACUAUUGCAAAGACUCGGCGCUGUAAAAUAAUUUCUUGACAUACUUGGAAAGUGUCAACCACGUCCUUGUAGUGUUAAAAGAAAAGAAAAAAGAUUUGGCAUUUGUGAGCUUAGCAAAUGCUUUAUUCUUGUACAUCUGUUGUCUACUACAAUAUUUGUAUUUUGUUAACGGUAUCAACUACAUAUUUUCGAUAACAUUUCAUAUUAUGAUCCCGAGACCUCGUGGUGUCGGCCGAUGUAGUAUCGAGCAUCUUACCUCCAAGUCUCUGACUGAUGUUCUGCUGUAGACGGAGACCAGGCCCGGGGCAUUCUCCUUGUUGCACCUGAUCGAGUCUGAUGGCACUUAAAACACCACAUGAGGAGUCUGACCGGCGUCUGUGUGUAACAGAAUGUCAUUCAAACACUGAGGGAUCAUCAAAUAAACCUCGGGAGUCCAUUUUGAAUCUGGAGGAAAAGACAGGGCCUGGUAAAGACCUCGACCUGAGCUUAUUUUCAAAACAGCCAGCCACAUGAACUGUAUGAGAGGUUUGCAUGCUUUGCUUCAGCACAUUCCCUCCUGACCCCUCGAGUGCAUGCAACAGGACGGCUCAGUACGGAACCUGGAGCAUGCAGUACUUUUAAUUUGACGCAGUAUACUGUGGUGUAACUCAUCAGCAGCAUUAACUCCUACUCAUCUGCCCUAUCUUAAUUGUGAGAGACAAGCC